This is a messenger RNA of Nipponia nippon (crested ibis), 1029 nucleotides long. NCBI's taxonomy places the organism in Eukaryota, Metazoa, Chordata, Aves, Pelecaniformes, Threskiornithidae. The record is from RefSeq and is a predicted model, not a curated record.
AUGAGCUCCCGCGGCUUAGCUCCGGCACCUCCGGCCAAGAACGUGGUGGUGUAUCGCAACGGUGACCCCUUCUUCCCCGGGAGGAAGGUUGUAGUGAACCAGCGGCGGUUCCUGACCUUUGAGGCGUUGCUGAAUGAGGUGACCAAGAGCAUUCGUGCGCCCUUGGCCGUGAGGAACCUCUACACACCCAGGCACGGCCGCCGUGUUGCUGAGCUGGGGGACCUGCAGGAUGGGUGCCAGUACGUGGCUGCGGGCUUUGAAAAGUUCAAAAGGCUUGACUAUUUAAAUCGCGGAAGGAAGGAGCUCGGUGGGACAAGGAACAGCGACGGUCUGCGGUUCCGCCCCGUAGCUCCCUGGAAGUCGAACGUCUUGGCGCGAUGGCAGAAGCACACCCACCUGCCCUGCAUGAUACAUGUUUUCCGGAACGGGGAUUUGCUAAGCCCUCCUUUCCCACUGCCGCUCCCCAGGAGCACCCCGCCGCAGUGGGACGCGCUCCUGGCCACGCUGACAGAGAAAGCCAACCUGCGCAGUGGAGCCGUUAACAGGCUCUGCAGGCUGGAUGGAACCCAAGUGUCUGGCGGGGAGGAGCUGGUGAAUGGCGAUUACUAUGUGGCAGUGGGAAACGAGGAGUACAAAAAACUGCCUUACUUUGAGCUGCUGGUGCCCCAGCAUUCUGCGAACAAGACGCUGUGGAACCACCCGAACAGGAGGCGCAAAAAACACGGCAGAAGGCGGGACAGUCGCAGGGUGCAGGCCACAGGAGCUGCGGAGAAAGACAAGAUCCCAGCUGCUCUUCCACAGCUGCAAAGGCAAGCCAGGAACUCUCGCCUCCAAGAGGAAGAGUCCAUUUUCCACGCUAAACCUGUCCGUGCAGGACAAAACAGAAGGAGCAACAGGAGUGUGCAGCACCGGCCUGAUCAAGAAGAAAGCGUCUAUAAAACCAGAGAUCCUAGGAAGGAGAUGCGAGGUGCCCAGGAGGUGAAAGAGGACGAACACGCAAGCGUGGACAUACCCAUUGAUCAGGUCUGA